GCGCUCGACACUUAGCCCGUCCAUUCAAUGAACAUGAGCGACCACGCCGUAAUGACUUUCGAGCCUGGUGCUCUUCCCCGCGAGGGGGGAUUCCUUGGUCUGCCGCAGGAAGUCCUUAUCAGAAUCCUUCGCUUUACGCAUCCCCUCGACAUCCUCCGCUUGCGUACGGUAUGCAAAUACCUUCGCGACUUGACGCUCCAGCGUAUCAUCUGGAUCAACGCGCUGCGAGCGGCUGUCAACAGGAACGAUGUCUUCCCACCUACCUUCCCUCUCAGCAACAUGUCGGACACCGAGAUUGAGCACGCAAUAUUCGGUCCUAUCGAAUUCUCCAGGAUGGUCAGACAGCAAGGAGUACGCAUCCUCGGCGACCACGAGACUACCCCCGAUACGCCCUCCCUGCCCAAACUACUGCCCGUUGCACGCCGCGUGUUUCCCCUUGAGAUCGGGGCCACGUCGCUCGCGAUACACCCUCCCGAUGUAAUCUUGCUGCCAGGAGGACGCUACGUCGUUAUCAAGACGGAUAGAGCCAUUCAUAUCGUCGAUCUUGGCUAUCACCCUGACUCCGUAAUCAAUGCGCGUCCAGUCUUUACUCUGCGUAAAUCGGACCUGCUUAACAUUCCGACGAAUGAUGAUACUACGUGGCGUGUGGACAACUGGUCAGCGAGUGGACCUAUGGGCGAUCUGCUGCUGUACAUCUCGGUUCAGCAAUCCCCAGUAUCCACAAACCAUGGCGCUAUUGCGAUCUACAAGGUUGUGGAUAUAGCCAGUGCACCAGCAGGUCGUCAGAUCGCACAGCUGACGAUACCGGAUCCUUCCCCCUUCCGCAUUUGCAACGUCGAGGGAAAUCGUGUCUGCUUCACUUCCGAGAAUGGGGUUGUGGGAGUCUGGAAUUUUGCCAGCGGACGCGCCGCCCGAUGGCAGUCACGCAGUGCUUCUCUGAAUAAUCUGGUCGUACUGGCGCGAGACACCGUCAUACUAUGCAUCCCAAGUUUUGGCACUAUUGGCUAUGAAUUACCAGUACUGGAGCCAACCUCUACAGGCAUCACGGGCCUCGCCGACGUAAAGACCGCCUUCACCCUCACUAUUCCAUUGCCUCGCUCGAUGCGGCCUGCUGGCAGCUACGGGGCUUACUUUGGGAACGGCCAGGAGCACUUCUAUGACUAUCGCGCGGGUGUGGUUAGGCGUUUUGCUCUUCCAGGGGACUCACAACCGAUGCCGUUGCCCCGCGAAGUAGCGAGGUUCAAGGCCAUCCCGGACUACGAAGCAGAGUGGCUGGAGUGGUCCUACCUUCCUCGCCUGCACGUAUGCGAAGACGGCGUUUUCACGGGCAGCCACUGUACUGGCCUGUUCGACGACGAUCCCGAGCAGCCAGGAAGAGACGCGAAGAUCAACUUGCACAUGUCAGAUCGCCGGUUUGGGAAGGACGCGCGGGGGAUAGACGUGGCUGUCACGCUCUUGGACUACGAAGACGACGAGUUCCGCUUCGAGUGGGUGCCUCAGUCGAUCGACUUUUGCCCAGUUUCCGGACGGCUUUGCGCCGCCGAUAACGUCGAUGGCGAAUUGAACUUGUCGGUCUUCGACUACCUUGCCCCGUGCGCUCGCAGUGUAAGUAAGGCCUCGUAGCUUGAAUGAAUAUAACGGAUACAUACGACCUACUCGUUGUGCUGUACCACCGACUUCACAUAUUUUUUUGCGAUGGCGUACAGUCUUCCGUUCCAC
Molecule: messenger RNA, 1719 nt
Organism: Schizophyllum commune H4-8
Lineage: Eukaryota; Fungi; Basidiomycota; Agaricomycetes; Agaricales; Schizophyllaceae
Exons: 4
Coding region: 28-1623 (531 amino acids)
Molecular function (GO): protein binding
Source: RefSeq, a predicted model, not a curated record